AUGGCGGUUGCGCGCACGGCCGCUGUGGCAGCCUGGGUACCCUGUCGGAGCUGGGGCUGGGCAGCUGUCGCCUUCGGUCCCCACCGUGGCCUCAACACGCUGCUUGCACCGAUGCCUCGGCGGGCGCCACGGUGGCUCCCAGCUUGCAGACAAAAGACGUCACUCUCUUUCCUUAAUCGACCAGAUCUUCCAAAACUGGCUUAUAAGAGGCUAAAAGGCAAAAGUCCAGGAAUUAUCUUCAUCCCUGGCUAUAUUUCUAAUAUGAAUGGUACAAAAGCAUUGGCGAUUGAGGAGUUUUGCAAAUCUCUAGGUCACGCCUACAUAAGGUUUGAUUACUCAGGAGUUGGAAGUUCAGAUGGUAACCUUGAGGAAAGCACAGUGGGGAAAUGGAGAAAAGAUGUUCUUUCUAUAAUUGAUGACUUAGCUGAAGGGCCACAGAUUCUUGUUGGAUCUAGCCUCGGGGGGUGGCUUAUGCUUCAUGCUGCAAUUGCACGGCCAGAAAAGGUCAUGGCCCUUAUUGGUGUAGCUGCAGCUGCAGAUGGCUUAGUGACACGGUUUAAUCAGCUUCCUGUUGAGGUAAAAAAGGAAGUCGAAACGAAAGGUGUGUGGAGCAUGCCGUCAAAAUACCAUGAAGAAGGAGUUUAUCACAUUCAGUACAGUUUCAUUAAAGAGGCUGAGCACCACUGCCUGUUACACAGCCCGAUUCCCGUGAGCUGCCCUGUGAGAUUGCUCCACGGCAUGAAGGAUGAUGUUGUACCCUGGCAUACAUCGAUGCAGGUGGCCGACCGAGUGCUCAGCACAGACGUGGAUGUCAUCCUCCGAAAACAUAGUGACCACCGAAUGAAGGAGAAAGCAGACAUUCAGCUUCUUGUUUACACUAUUGAUGAUUUAAUUGAUAAGCUUUCAACUAUAGUUAACUAGUAUCACAUGUUGAGUUGGUACGUCAUGUAUCCAGAAGCUUGGAAGAGGGAUAGCCGAUGAAAGAUCCUGAUACGUUAGGUUUUUCUCUUACCUCUCUUUUGUAAAUAGCAGAUGAGUAUUUAUUUAAUGAUGUAUUUGCACAAGUAAUGCAAAUUGUGAAGAAGGACCAGGUACUGUGUAGAAAAAUUUCUCCUUCCUUUUGUCCUUGAUUUUUUUUUCAUUAAAGUAUUUCCUAUUUUUUUAUUCAAGAAAAGUUUACCUUUCUUAUGUUUCUGUUAGCUAUGUCAGCUCUUAAUUGCAUCCUUUUCUAAUUAGGAUUAUUAAUAAAGCAUGAAUAUUUUGUUUUUAUUAUAGAUGGAAAUUUGUAACAUUCUGAUUUUAAAAUGCAAUUCACAAAAUAUAGGGAAAUUUUUAUUGAAGUAAAUUUGAAAUAAUUGGAAAAAUUUCAGAAGCAUAAUAAAGUUCACAAUAAGGAUGUUACUUUAUAUAUAAUAUAUAAAGUAUUAUUAUAUAUAUAGGUUAUAUAAGCUGCACAUUAUAUUUAAACUUGAAAUUAAGGCUUUUUUUUUUUUUUUGAGACGGAGUUUCGCUCUUGUUAUCCAGGCUGGAGUGCAAUGGCGCGAUCUCGGCUCACCGCAACCUCCGCCUCCUGGGUUCAGGCAAUUCUCCUGCCUCAGCCUCCCGAGUAGCUGGGAUUACAGGCACGCGCCACCGUGCCCAGCUAAUUUUCUGUAUCUUUAGUAGAGACGGGGUUUCACCAUGUUGACCAGGAUGGUCUCGAUCUCUUGACCUCAUGGUCCACCCUCCUCGGCCUCCCACAGUGCUGGGAUUACAGGCGUGAGCCGCCGCGCCCGGCCAAAAUUAAGGCUUUUUUUUAAAGACUCAAAAACUACAGUGACAAAAGGAGCUAUUUCUAAAUUUUGGCUUAUGUGUCGUAUAUUUAAAUGGGGAAUUUCAUCUGAAAUGAUGUAGCAUUUUAAUACUGAUUGGUAAAACUAAAGAGGAAAUUGAUCUUUAUAUAUUAUUGCUUACUUGCAGUGACAUUGAUUAUUUCAUUAAUACUGCCCUAAGUACAACUAGGCAGGUGAUUGCCACCUAAAUCAGGCGGCUUGCUAAAGUCAGUAGGAAAGUGUGAAAUGCAAGGAUGAAGGUUGUUUUUCCCCUAAAUAACUAAAACGAGGUACAGAGUGAAUUUGGACAUUGCUAAGUUAAUGUUUUUUAACCAUUAAUUUCGGCUGGACUUUAUUUAGCUUGAUUAGGUCAUUAUCUGUCAAACCUUUUAUUAAGUUGACGUGACUCAUAUAUACAUGUAUAUGAAAUGAGCAUGUGUCAGAGACUUACUCAGCUCAUUAAUGAGGAGCCCAGCAGAUAGUAAAGCUGGUUCCAAGUACAAUUCAAGAAACUGAGUAUUUAUUGGCAUUGAAGAAGAAUGUUGAGAUAAAAUUGCUGUGCAGAAAAAAGUGUUAAUGAAGCAGACCUGAUUACUUAUCCUUAGAGACCUGAUUUGCAAGGUUGGCCCUUGCUUGGCUUCUGGGAACUUGGAGUUCAGGGGGCUUCCACCGUUCCCAGAACAGAUCAGAGUUCCUUACUAUAGCUAAACUGUAGAACAAUGUAGUUUCUGCUGAACACCUGCUUUCCUUCUGGGAGUCUGGAAGUUUGGUAUGUGCCAGGCAGAGACUGCCCUUUAUGACUAGCUCCCAGUGAAAACCCCUGGCACUCAGUCUCUAACAAGCUUUUCUGGUUGACAACGUUUCACAAGUGCGGUUACCACUGGUUGCUGGGAGAAUUAAGCUCAUCCUCUGUGACUCCACUGGCAGAGGAUUCUUGGAAGCUUGCACUUAGCUUCCCCUGACUUCACCCCAUGUGUCUUUUUUCCUUUGCUGAUUCUGUUUUGUAUCUUGUCACUGUAAUAAAUCAUGGCAAUGAGCAGAACUGUA
Messenger RNA from Callithrix jacchus (white-tufted-ear marmoset), 2858 nucleotides. RefSeq names its product abhydrolase domain containing 10, depalmitoylase (gene ABHD10). Lineage: Eukaryota; Metazoa; Chordata; Mammalia; Primates; Cebidae. The record is from RefSeq and is a predicted model, not a curated record. Gene Ontology annotation, molecular function: palmitoyl-(protein) hydrolase activity; hydrolase activity, hydrolyzing O-glycosyl compounds; serine-type peptidase activity. Gene Ontology annotation, biological process: protein depalmitoylation; proteolysis. Gene Ontology annotation, cellular component: mitochondrion.